Messenger RNA from Nelumbo nucifera (sacred lotus), 3455 nucleotides. It is a transcript of the gene RLK4, whose product is annotated as receptor-like protein kinase 4. Lineage: Eukaryota; Viridiplantae; Streptophyta; Magnoliopsida; Proteales; Nelumbonaceae. Gene Ontology annotation, molecular function: ATP binding; protein serine/threonine kinase activity. The record is from RefSeq and is a predicted model, not a curated record. Gene Ontology annotation, biological process: recognition of pollen; protein phosphorylation.
UUUGUCGCCCGUCCUGACUCCUCUCCUAACCUUCUCUAUAAUAUUACAAUAAUCUAAUGAUUUGCUCUUUUCUCUAUCUGUUAAAUCCAUUUUCUUUUUGUUGAUAACUUCUAACCCCACAAACGAUUCAGAAAUUUACACCGAAUGCUCCUCACUGAUUCCCCAUCAUCGCCCUCUCUCAUCUUUUCUUCUUUGAAUCUUUUACCCUUUUUUGCAUCAUUAGUUCAUUUAAUAGUCUCCUCCCAUUUCUGAAUCUAUGGUGGUUGUUGGCAACAAAAAAUGCUCUGCGCCGAGCUAAGAAGAACGGCUGAAAAUGGCUCAGAUGUCGCUGACAAUCGUUUCUACCAACGUGUUUAUUGCCGCUCUUCUCUGUGUCUUAAUGGCGAACCAGGUCGCAUCAUCAAGUUCUUUAGUCGGAUUGUCUGAUAAUUCAACGCUACUUCAAACCAAGGAUAAGGAUGAGAUUGUCUCCGGGUCGGUGAAACGUACAGUUCUCUGCAAAGAUGGAGGAUUAUACAAGUUCUGUUGCGGCUCCCAAGUUUCGCUUAAUUCGGUGGAUGGUUGCGAGAAAGGAUCAAAACCUUUUAAGACUAGACGACGUCGCUCAAACAAAUUGCAUAACAGAUAUUUAUUACGGGAAAUCGUGGAUUUUGCAAAUGAAAGGGCUGCUACCUCCAGCAGGAGCAACAAGUUAGAGAUGGAACCUGUAAUAGUCUCCGGAAAUUCGACCAUUUUGAGCAGAAAUCGAACUUUCGAGCUUGGGUUUUUCAGCACCAAUGGCGGAUCAGACUGGUAUAUCGGCAUGUGGUACGCCUCGAUACCCAUCCGAACCUACGUUUGGGUUGCAAACAGGGAGGCACCAGUCAAAAACCUGACUUCGGCGACAAUGAGAUUGACUGAGGACGGCCGGCUGAAGAUAACGGACUCCGAUGCUCGUGAUGUCUGGCAGACGGAAAAUGCAGAAGGGGCCACGAAGGUGAUGCUUCUAGACACCGGAAACUUAGUUCUUCUAUCUCGCGAAGGGACGGCCGUUUGGCAAAGUUUCGAUUUUCCGGCUGAUACGUGGCUUCCGGGAAUGAACAUCACGGCCCGUGUGGCGAUAACGUCUUGGAGGAGCACAUCUGACCCGUCACCCGGAAAUUACACUCUCAGGCUAAAAUCUCCCGGUUACGGCGAGUUCGAACUCGUCUUUAAUGGCAGCAAAACCUACUGGACGACCGGAAUUUGGACCGGGUCUACGUUCUCCAAUGUGCCUGAGAUGAUGAUACGUUACAUCUACAGCUUCUAUUUCCUCAAUCCUUUCACGCCCGUGGCGUCCUUCGGGUACACAGAAAUCUCGCUGGAAAACGGUUCCCGGCCACCGCUUACACGGUUUUCCGUCGAUUACUCCGGCCAGUUGAAGCAGUACACAUGGUCUACGCAGACUGACAACUGGAAUAUGUUCUGGUCUCGUCCUGAGAAUCGGUGCCGUGCCUACGGACUAUGUGGGAACUUGGGUGUUUGCAAUAGCUUGACAUUGAGGCCUUGCGACUGCCUCUCUGGGUUCCGGCCUCUUGAUGACCGUGCAUGGAACUCCGGCGAUUUUUCGGGCGGUUGCCGUCGCGAGGAUGAGAGCCUGUGCGAUGAGGACGAUGAUUUCCAAGAGGUUGGGGUCGUCAGUUUCGACGAUGUCGUCAGUGUGUCAUUUCCUGGCAGUCGGCGAUCAUGCGAAGAGUCGUGCCUGAAGAACUGUUCGUGUUUUGGUUUCAUUCACAACAUGAAGGCUGAUUUGUGUAAGAAUCUAUAUGGGAAUCUGCUGAAUCUCCGAAAUCUGACAACUGAUAGCAGCGGAGAAGAAGUUUUGUAUGUUAGGGUUGGGAGUGAAGGAUUUAAGAAGAAGGGCAAGUGGAGAGCAGUUGCUCUGCUUAGCAGUGUUUGCGGGUUGAUGGCAGUUUUGGGUUUCGCGGUUUUGAUGUUACUAGUUCUGCAGAAGAGGAAGAUCAGGAAAAAGAAGGAAGAGGAAGCUGUUUUCCCUGUAACGAAUUUGAAGGUAUUUUCUUACAAGGAACUCUCUGCAGCAACUCGAGGUUUCUCGGAGAAGCUUGGGCACGGAGGUUUUGGGGCGGUUUUUAGGGGGGAAUUGUCCGAUUCGUCGCUUGUGGCUGUAAAACGGCUUGAACGUCCUGGAGGCGGUGAGAAGGAAUUUCGGGCGGAAGUCUGCACAAUUGGGAACAUUCAACAUGUCAAUCUCGUGCGACUGAGAGGCUUCUGCUCGGAGAAUUCUCACAGACUCUUGGUUUAUGACUAUAUGCAGAAUGGGUCAUUGAGUGUGUUUCUGCGGCGAGAUGCGCAAAACUUGAGUUGGGAUGUCAGAUUCCGGGUGGCAGUUGGGACGGCAAGAGGUAUCGCAUACUUGCACGAGGAAUGCCGGGAUUGCAUCAUACAUUGUGAUAUCAAACCAGAGAACAUUCUUCUAGAUAGUGAUUUCACAGCAAAAGUGUCAGAUUUUGGGUUGGCCAAGCUCAUAGGGCGUGAUUUCAGCAGGGUUCUAACGACCAUGAGGGGGACGUGGGGGUAUGUUGCACCGGAGUGGAUUUCUGGGGUUGCCAUUACAGCAAAGGCAGACGUAUACAGUUAUGGGAUGACAUUGCUGGAGAUCAUAGGUGGGCGGCGAAAUGUGGAGGCACCACCAUCAGAUAGUAGGGAGAAGCCAAUGGAGGAAAAGUGGUUCUUUCCUCCAUGGGCAGCACGCCAGAUAAUUGAGGGCAAUGUAGCUGGAGUGAUGGAUGAGCGCCUUGCUGGGGCUUAUGAUCCUGUAGAGGCAGAGCGAGCAGCAAUGGUCGCUGUGUGGUGUAUUCAGGAUGAAGAAGCCGCCCGACCUACAAUGGGUAUGGUGGUGAAAAUGCUAGAGGGGACGGUGGAAGUCACUGUUCCACCACCCCCCAAGUUGCUACAGGCUCUGGUAUCUGGGGAUUCCUUCCGGGGAGUUGCCAUUACUGGCCAUGGGAUAUCUACUGCUGGUGCUAAUUCUGAUGAGAGGAUGGCAGUCUCCUCUGGGGAUUAAUCCUAAAUUAUCAUACUAACAACCCCUUUGCCAGUAUAUCUAAUAAUGACAAAAUUAUCUUAUUUGCCUUUGGUAUCUUAUAACAAAUUGUCCCAGUCAGGGGCGGCUAAAUGAAACCAUGGCAGUUGUAGUCUUGCUCGGGCAACCUGAGUACUAGUGGUACACAUCAAGUUGAAGUAGCAGUGACUUGGAGGAAUUAUUACUAACUUGUAUAUGUCUCAACUUGGGUCAAGUUCAAUUGAAAAUUGAAACCCAAUCUCUACUAGUUGAUAUGCAACCAUUGAAUUUUCUUCCAGUCUUUAGUAAGAGUCAGUUUUUCUGGAUUCCACUGGGACAGUGAAGCAGAAAUACAGCAACUGGGUUGUCUGAACUCUAUACUCUAAAUUGUUGAAUGUGAAAGCAUUUUCUGAUA